Messenger RNA from Oncorhynchus masou masou (cherry salmon), 816 nucleotides. RefSeq names its product homeobox protein CDX-1-like. The record is from RefSeq and is a predicted model, not a curated record. Gene Ontology annotation, cellular component: nucleus. NCBI's taxonomy places the organism in Eukaryota, Metazoa, Chordata, Actinopteri, Salmoniformes, Salmonidae. The transcript is spliced from 3 exons. Gene Ontology annotation, biological process: anterior/posterior axis specification; embryo development; cell differentiation. Gene Ontology annotation, molecular function: DNA-binding transcription factor activity, RNA polymerase II-specific; RNA polymerase II transcription regulatory region sequence-specific DNA binding. The coding region runs from base 1 to 816 and encodes 271 amino acids.
AUGCAUGUGGGAUACCUUUUGGAUAAAGAAGGCAGCAUGUAUCACCAAGGACCUGCAAGACGAUCGGGCAUCAACAUCCCACCACAGAACUUUGUUCCCACGCCACAAUAUUCCGACUUUACUGGAUACCAUCAUGUGCCAAACAUGGAUACGCACGCACAGUCUUCGGGGGCUUGGGGAGCUCCUUAUGGCGCACCGAGAGAGGACUGGGGCGCCUAUAGCCUGGGUCCUCCUAACACUAUUCCUACGCCCAUGAACAACUCAUCGCCGGGACAAGUUUCCUAUUGCUCACCUGAAUACAAUCCCAUGCACGCGCCAGGGUCAGCAGUAUUGCAACCACCUCCAGAUAAUAUUUCUGUUGCUCAACUUUCCCCGGAUAGAGAAAGGCGCAAUUCUUCUUACCAGUGGAUGAACAAAACGGUACAAUCAUCUUCCACGGGCAAAACAAGAACGAAGGAGAAAUACAGAGUGGUUUACACCGACCACCAGAGACUGGAGCUGGAGAAGGAGUUCCAUUUUAAUCGUUACAUCACUAUCCGAAGAAAGUCGGAACUUGCGGGGAACCUUGGCCUUUCAGAACGACAGGUGAAGAUCUGGUUUCAAAAUCGCCGAGCCAAGGAAAGGAAAUUAAUCAAAAAGAAAAUGGGAUCUGAUGGCAGCGGAGGAUCUGUGCACAGUGACCCGGGAUCAGUGAGUCCUCUGCCGGUACCAGGCUCACUCAGUCCGUCGGAUAUUCACGGCUCUCUCUACCCACCCCCCGGAAUGAACACCUUGGCAUCUAUUAGGAACAUACAGCAAGUUACUGUCACUCAGUAG